CUCUUUUCUUUCCCCCAUAUUCAUCUUCUGAUUUCUUUUUCCUCACCCUCUCCUCCUACAUCUUCUUCUCACAACGAUGGCAACCGCCCCUAGAGUAAUUGUUGUCGGCGGUGGAUUGUCCGGGCUUAGUGCCGCCCACACCGUCUACCUUAACGGUGGAAAUGUUCUCGUUCUAGACAAGCAGGCCUUCUUUGGUGGCAACUCCACCAAGGCCACUUCCGGCAUUAACGGCGCCUUGACGCGCACCCAGGUCGACUUGGGCAUCGCCGACAGCGUCAAGCAAUUCUACGAUGAUACCCUCAAAUCGGCCAGAGAUAAGGCUCGUCCCGAGCUCAUCAAGGUCCUCACAUACAAAUCUGCCGCUGCCGUCGAGUGGUUGCAGGAUGUUUUCAACCUCGAUCUCACCCUUGUUUCCCGGCUAGGCGGUCACUCCCAGCCCCGUACGCAUCGUGGCCACGAUGCCAAGUUCCCGGGAAUGGCCAUCACAUACGCCCUCAUGCAACGGUUAGAAGAGCUCACCGAGGCUGAGCCCGACCGUGUUCAGAUCAUCAAGAAGGCCCGUGUGACCUCCAUCAACAAGUCCGGAAACAAUGUCACCGGUGUUACCUACGAGUACGAUGGCGAGACGCAUACUGCUGAGGGUGUGGUCGUUCUGGCCACUGGUGGUUACGCUGCUGACUUCGGUGAUGGCUCGCUCCUAAAGCAGCACCGCCCCGACACCUUCGGUCUGUCCAGCACCAACGGCACUCACGCCACUGGUGAUGGUCAGAAGAUGCUGAUGGAGAUCGGCGCCAACGGCAUUGACAUGGAUAAGGUUCAGGUGCACCCCACGGGUCUUGUCGACCCCAAGGACCCGACCGCCAAGUUCAAGUUCCUGGCUGCUGAAGCCCUGCGUGGUGAGGGUGGUCUCCUCCUCAACUCGGACGGCCAGCGGUUCUCCGAUGAAUUGGGUCACCGUGACUAUGUCUCGGGACAGAUGUGGAAGGAGAAAGAGAAGGGCAAGUGGCCCAUCCGUCUCAUUCUCAACAGCAAGGCAUCCAAUGUCCUGGACUUCCACACCCGCCACUACUCCGGCCGUGGUCUGAUGAAGAAGAUGACCGGCAAGGAGCUCGCCAAGGAGAUCGGUUGCGGCGAGGCUGCCCUCAAGAAGACUUUCGACGAUUACAACCUGAUCGCCGAGGGCAAGAAGAAGGACCCUUGGAACAAGCGUUUCUUCCACAACCUGCCCUUCAGCAUCGAUGACGACUUCCACGUCGCUCUGAUGGAGCCUGUCCUGCACUUCACCAUGGGUGGUAUUGAGAUCAACGAGCACGCUCAGGUUCUCAACUCCGAGAAGGAGGCCUUCGACGGCCUCUACGCCUGUGGUGAGCUGGCUGGUGGUGUCCACGGUGCUAACCGUCUGGGUGGUUCUUCUCUGCUGGGCUGUGUCGUGUACGGUCGCGUUGCGGGUGACAGUGCCAGCCAGUACCUCUUCCAGAAGCUGCUCUCCGGCGGUGCCUCCACGGCCGCCCAGCGUCUGGGCCAGAUCUCCCUGCACAUCGACCCAUCCACCCCCGGAAAGAUCUCCGUCGAAUGGGGCGGCUCCGGUGCUGCCGGCGGCCAGGUCACCGCCGGUGCUGGAACCCCCGCUGCCGCGGCCCAGGGCGCCAAGUCGGCUGCCACCCCUGCCGGUGCCGCUGAGACAGCCAAGCCCAAGGAGCCCGCCAAGUUCAGCAUUCCCGAGAAGGAAUACUCGAUGGAGGAGAUCGCCAAGCACAACAAGAAGGACGACCUGUGGAUUGUCGUCAAGGGUGUCGUGCUGGACGUGACCAACUGGCUCGACGAGCACCCCGGUGGAGCUAACGCUCUCUUCAACUUCAUGGGCCGCGAUGCCACAGAAGAGUUCGCCAUGCUCCACGACGACGAGGUCAUCCCUAAGUACGCUGGUCACAUUGUGAUUGGCCGUGUCAAGGGCCAGACCCCUAGCCUUGAGCUGUAAAAACAUUUCCAUGAAAAUUAGAAUUGGAGAUAUACACGUUGGGGAAAGAGAAAGUAACCCGGAAGAGAUCACAUACCCAUUUUUGUCUUUUAUUUAUUUGUCGAGCAUGUUCAUGUCCACACGUCCUUGGUGAUGAUGAAUAGUUUUCGUUGUUUUUCCAGGAGUCACUCUGUCUCUAGUAUGUAAGAUACAAUCUUAUUCAAUUGUUCUUAG
Messenger RNA from Aspergillus costaricaensis CBS 115574, 2191 nucleotides. RefSeq names its product putative fumarate reductase Osm1 (gene osm1). Gene Ontology annotation, molecular function: oxidoreductase activity; FMN binding. The transcript is spliced from 5 exons. NCBI's taxonomy places the organism in Eukaryota, Fungi, Ascomycota, Eurotiomycetes, Eurotiales, Aspergillaceae. The record is from RefSeq and is a predicted model, not a curated record. The coding region runs from base 77 to 1978 and encodes 633 amino acids.